AUGUCGUCUAUUCAGCAAAUUCUUGAAGUUGAAAACCAGGCAAAUUAUGGGUCAAGAACGCCAUCGGGGAACGCAAGAAUAUUCAAUUGUAAGCAAUGUAACCGAGCAUUCACAAGAGAGGAACAUUUAACAAGACAUACACUUCUGACACACAAUAAAUUGAAACCAUUUGUAUGUGGGAUAUGUCAUAGGCCAUUUUCAAGAAGAGAUUUAUUAUUGAGACAUGCCAAGAAUUUGCAUCAAGGAUCAGAAAGAGCAGUAAGUAGAAUACGGAAACUGUACAAACGAGGAUCACGGGGUGAUUCAAGAGUCGAUGGAGAUGAAGAUGAAGAUGGGGAUAUUGAAGAAGAACAUAAACAAGAGCUGGAAGAAGAUGAAAUACAAUUACGAGAAAAUGAAUUAAUAGACCCGGCAUAUGAUACACCAGAAAAGAAAAGACUCAAAAUGUCGGUAAAUAUGUUGGUUAGUUAA
Molecule: messenger RNA, 471 nt
Organism: [Candida] anglica
Lineage: Eukaryota; Fungi; Ascomycota; Pichiomycetes; Serinales; Debaryomycetaceae
Source: the annotation of a GenBank genome assembly